GUCGCUCACCGGCCCAUGCCAGGCCCCCGGGCCCCGCGAAGGAGGCGGGACCGUCCUCGGCAGGACAGCAGGCUCUCUGAGGACUGCCCAGCUGGCCCAGAUUCCCUUUCCUGGAGCGGCCCCCAGAACCAUGGAGAGUCUGAGUGAACUGCAGAACCCGCUGCUGCCUCGGAGCCCCGCCCACCUCCACCGCCCCUACCCCUACCCCGAGGCCUCGCCCAGCUGGUCCUGCCAGGAGAAGCUCUACUCCUUCCUCCUAGGAGGUGCUGACCCUGCUCGCGCCCACCAGCUCCUGGACCCAGGGUCCCUGCAGCUGGCCGUGGAGGCCUGGUACAGGCCUGCCUGCCUCCUGGGGAGGGACAAGGUCAAAGAGCCCAGGGCAGGCAGCUGUGAGACCAGCUUCACGGAGAGCAGGGAGCCCCAGGCUGGGCCCACAGAGUGGUCCACAGAACCCGGCCAAGCAGAAGAGGAUGUCGCCAUCCAGACUGUGUCCUAUGGGGUUCAAGAGGAGCUGCAGGGACGGGAGGACGACCAAGAGGAGGAGGAGAGUGACACAACCUCGACAGAGAGUGAGAGUGAAGACAACUUCCUCACGCUGCCCCCCAGGGACCACCUGGGGCUCACCAUCUUCUCCAUGCUCUGCUGCUUCUGGCCACUGGGCAUCGCCGCCUUCUACUUCUCCCAGGGGACCAGCAAGGCCAUCUCCAAGGGGGACUUCCGCCUGGCCAGCACCACCUCCCGCAGGGCCCUCUUCCUGGCCACUCUCUCCAUUGCCGUGGGGGCCGGUCUCUAUGUGGCUGUGGUGGUGGCUCUGGCAGCUUACAUGUCCCACAAUGGCCAUGGCUAGUGGCCGGUAGGGUCCAGCACCCUGACUCCCCUGCUCCAACUGAGGGGGCAGCGGGCCUUGAGGUUGCAGACUCUCUGGAAAGCCCUGCCCCUGGAGACAAGUCGUGAGGUGGCUGGUGUUGGGACGCCUCCCGGGCCGCAGCCUGCAGGGCUCAACCUUCACUUCCUCAUGCCCAGUGCUCCUGGCCCCAGAGCAGGGCCGGGGGCACCACUCUCCAGCUCAAUCAGUGUUGGAAAGCAGGAGAGGGUAGCGCUGCCCAUCACACCAACCAGGCAGGCCCCACCUCUGGCUUGAUGCCAGCUCGGAGCUCAGACCAUCUGCCCACUCCCCAGAGGGUCUCUGCCCUCAGGCAGCCCACUACCCAACUCUGCCAACCUCUCCACAGAGAAAGAGCAGGAGGUGGCAGGGAGAGAAGGGAUGCCUGGCGGACAGGAGACCUGACCCAGUCCUUUCAGCUCAUAGGAGUCUCUACCCCUGGGACAGCCUGGCUUCCCCAGUUCCACCAUCUGGCCUCCUGAUGCCCAAUCCCAGCCAGCCAGGGGGGAGAUACACGGAGACACGGGGCCCCUUGCUCUUUCUGGCUCUGGGUGGUGCUUAUCUCUCCUGAGGGCUUGUGAGACACCAUAGAUUCCAGAUGGGGGGUCCCAGGCAUGUAAACUCUGCACCAAGACCAGCUUCUUGGAGCUCCUCUGUGCAGGAAGAAAAGCAGAUGUGAUGACAGGGGUCCUGAAAUAUUGCCGGACCACCUGGGGCUCCACACUCUGCCCCUGGUCCCUGCUCCCAUCAUCCUUUUCUGGGCUCCUCCUGGGGGACCCCAAGAGGGCACCAUCCCAGGUAAAUGGAGAGAGCGCUAUCAGCAGCCCACCAGCCACUGAGCUCAGGGCCUUACAUCCUAUGGGAAACCAGCGAGGAGAAGCCCCACUGAGUACAGUGAGUUCGAUGAAGGAGUGACACAGGGCUGGCAUGACUGAGCAGCCAGCAGGGAUCAGGAAGGCUUCCUGGAGGAGGUGCCCCUCUAGAAGGAUGAGGAGAAUCUAUCUAAGGGGUUUGCUUUCCCAUCACCCUUAGUGUUCAUGGGCAGGGAUGUGACAGGAGCCUCCCAAGGGGCGUUCCAAGCUGUUUGAAUUGUGCCAGGACCACGUGGGCUGGAACCAAAUUGCAAUCAUUUCUGAGGGCUCCACCAACUCAGAGAAGAAGGUUGGGCCUGUCUCUCAAAGACCAAUGAUGUUUUCCCGCUUCCGAACGCUGGAGGUCAGCAGUGGGCCCCUGACCAGCCUUGGGCUUCUUUGCUGAUGCCCCUGCUCAGCGUUGCUCUCGCACCCCAGCAACUGGGGAACGUCCAGAAUUUGAGAGACAUACAGGCGGCAGGAAGGCAGCACACUGGAAGGCAGGCCUGUCAGGGCUCAAGCUAUCAGCCUCCUUGUGCAUGAUCUGGGGCCCUGGUCAUUCCCGGGCCCCAUCCAGAGCCUGGGACUGUGGAUCCACCGCUGACCCAGCUUGUCCCACUGUCCACACUCACCCUAGGUGUCACCAAGCCCACUGCAUCCCUUAAAGUCCCACAGGCCCAGGAUCAGCAGUUUUAAUGUCUGACAUUGUGUAUAUUUAUCCUUGUAAUAAACAUUUCUGUAACACCUGGUGCCUGCCUCCACGUUCGCCUGUGUCCCAUCCUCCUUCACACCUAUCUGCUGCUUCUGCCCCCAGCGGCCCAACUCCUGCCCUCUGUGGGGGAGGGAUGGUCAUGGUGUACACUGGACCCCAGGCCGCACCCUCUGGAUUGAGUUUCAGUUGCUCACAGCAGCAAUUUGGUUGAGAGCAUUGAGACCUGCCUUCCUCUCCUAUCUUCUU
This is a messenger RNA of Myotis davidii, 2692 nucleotides long. RefSeq names its product synapse differentiation inducing 1 like (gene SYNDIG1L). Bases 131 to 847 code for a protein of 238 amino acids. The transcript has 4 exons. The record is from RefSeq and is a predicted model, not a curated record. Gene Ontology annotation, cellular component: intracellular membrane-bounded organelle; membrane. NCBI's taxonomy places the organism in Eukaryota, Metazoa, Chordata, Mammalia, Chiroptera, Vespertilionidae.